ACCAUUUUCAAUUUUGGAAUAUAAUACAUAUUACACACACACACAAAAAAAAAAAAAAAAAAAAAAAAGAGGGUCUAUUCUCUAAAUAAACAUUAUGGAACUAAGUACUUCAAUUAUAUUUUUUGCAUUUUGUGUUUUUUUUUCUAGUUUCAUUGUAUCAUUUUCUCAGACAAAAAAACUUAGUAUUGUCAAAGAACCAGUUUCAUUUCCAAGAAAUUUCUUGUUUGGAACAGCCUCUUCUUGUUACCAGUUUGAAGGAGCUUUUCUUAGUGAUGGAAAGGGCCUUAACAAUUGGGAUGUUUUUACUCAUGAAACUGGUCACAUCGUAGAUGGUAGUAAUGGAGAUAUUGCUCUUGAUCAUUAUAAUCGAUACGAGGAGGACAUCAAGCUUAUGGAAGAUAUGGGAGUUAAUAGCUUUCGUUUCUCUAUCUCAUGGGCAAGAAUUUUACCUAAGGGGAUGCAUGGAGAUGUCAAUAUGGCUGGAAUUCAACACUACAAUAAGUUGAUUGAUGCACUCUUACACAAAGGUAUCCAACCAUUUGUCACCUUAACACAUUAUGAUAUACCUCAAGAACUUGAAGAUAGAUAUGGAGGUUGGCUAAGUCCCAAAAUACAGAGUGAUUUUGGUUAUUAUGCAGACAUGUGUUUCAAAUAUUUUGGGGAUAGAGUGAAAUAUUGGGUUACUAUUAAUGAACCAAAUGUGAUAGCGGUUCGUGGCUAUAGAUUGGGUACUUUCCCUCCGGUUCGAUGCUCCGGUUUAUUUGGUAAUUGCAGUGUUGGAAGUUCAGAAAGAGAACCAUUUAUAGCAGCACAUAAUAUGAUUUUAUCACAUGCAUCUGCUGUCACCAUUUAUCGAACCAAGUACCAGGAAAGGCAGGGAGGUAUGGUAGGAAUAUCUUUGAAUACUCAAUGGUAUGAACCUUUUAGCAAUUCCUCACAAGACAAUUAUGCAACUCAAAGAGCUAGAUCUUUUGUUUACAAUUGGUUUUUGGACCCUAUUAUAUUUGGAAGAUAUCCUAAAGAAAUGCAACAAAUUCUAGGAAACAACCUACCUAUAUUUUCAAGAAAUGAUAUGAAGAAAUUGAAAAAUGGCCUAGAUUUUAUUGGCCUAAAUCAUUAUACAGCAGCUUAUAUUAAAGAUUGCUUGUAUUCUACAUGUGAACAUGGAGUUUCUUGGUCAGAAGGUUCUUAUUUUCGUGCUACAGAAAAAGAUGGUGUGCCCAUUGGUGAGCCUACUACAAUGGAUUGGCUCUUUGUGUAUCCUCAAGGGAUGGAAAAGCUUGUGAUGUACAUGAAGGACAGAUUCAAUAAUACUCCAAUCAUCAUCACUGAAAAUGGUAUUGCUGAGAGUGACGAUCCAGAUUUUUCCCUAGAAGAUGCCAUUAAUGACACUCCAAGAGUAGAGUUCAUGCAUAGCUACUUGAAUUCCUUGGCAAAUGCAAUGAGGGAAGGUGCAAAUGUGAGGGGGUACUUUGCUUGGUCAUUGCUAGACAACUUUGAAUGGUUAGAUGGAUAUACAAAAAGAUUUGGAUUGCAUUAUGUCAAUUUUACAAAUCUCCAAAGAACUCCAAAAUUAUCAGCCACUAGGUAUAAGGAACUCAUCACCAACUUCCAAAGCCAACUAGCAACACAUACAUCAUGAACCGGAGUCCGCGGGAGCAGAGACAAAGCCAGGAUUUCAACUAAAAGAGUUUAAUAAUUGAAGAAAAUCCAGCUGAAGAGGGAUCAAUACCUACUACAGAUACAUAAAAUAAUCAUGUAUAAACGAUAUGUUUUUCCAUCGAAGGGGUUCAUCCGACCCCCCUAGCCAAAGGUUGUCUCUGCCCCUACGCGGGAGAGCCAAAGUGAUAAUUACAGGUUCGACAAAAUGCAUGCAAUAGUUUUGACUGUAAAAAUAAUUGUGAUCUAAAAGCUACUAUAAAGUAAAAAUUCUGACUUCGGCACUGAAUGAAGUGAAACUAAGGACAAGCACCAUGUGCCUUUGUGGAGAUCCUUCAACAAGUUUUUUUUGUUUGUUUGUUUGUAAAAUCUAAAGCAAGAAUGAAGUGAAACUAAGGACAAGCACCAUGUGCCUUUGUGGAGAUCCUUCAACAAGUUUUUUUUUUUUUUUUGUUUGUAAAAUCUAAAGCAAGGGAGUUUAUGUAUUGUGUAAUGACUAAUGAGAGUAUAAUUGUAUUCAUGCUAAUAUAUUUCUUUAUAUUAAUUGAGGUGUAUAAUUAUAAAGAAA
Capsicum annuum is the source of this 2227-nucleotide messenger RNA. Its product is annotated as beta-glucosidase 46. The coding region runs from base 95 to 1642 and encodes 515 amino acids. The transcript has 12 exons. Gene Ontology annotation, biological process: carbohydrate metabolic process. The record is from RefSeq and is a predicted model, not a curated record. NCBI's taxonomy places the organism in Eukaryota, Viridiplantae, Streptophyta, Magnoliopsida, Solanales, Solanaceae. Gene Ontology annotation, molecular function: beta-glucosidase activity.